ACACCAUAUUUAUUUCAAAGUUAAUUUUCUCUCUCUUCACCAAAGAAAUCUGGAAAACUCUCUCAUUCUCAAACAAACCCUAGCCGUCGCCUCCUCCUCCCUCCUUCAGUUUCUCCGGCGGUCGUUACAUUGCUCCACCAUCUUCAUUUUUGAAAAUCCAUCACCAUAAAAAGAGUCCCCUCCAUCUUCUCUACAAAACCCAUUUAAAAAUAUCCGGAACGGACAACCUUCGCCGGUGACCACCACGCCGGAGCUUGCAACCACCGCGCCGGGAAAGAGCUUACGUGUUUUCAUCCCAAUCUUAAAGCAAUGGCAUGGAGAGGACAACUUUCAAAGAACAUCAAAGAGCUUCGACUUCUGAUGUGCCAGUCAUCACCUGCAAGCUCAUCUGCAAGGGCUUUUGUUGAAAAGAAUUAUAAGGAACUGAAGACAUUGAACCCAAAACUGCCCAUAUUGAUCCGUGAAUGCAGUGGAGUUGAACCCCAAUUGUGGGCAAGAUAUGAUUUGGGUGUUGAGAAAGGCAUCAAACUGGAAGGCAUGACAGAGCCACAGAUUUUGAAGGCACUCGAAGAUCUGGUAAAAGCAGGACAAUCCAAAGCUUGAUAUUACUGCUUAUUCACGUUCUGAAAUGGAAUAAAUGUUAUGUUGCAAUUCUUAUUACAAUGUGUUUCUUGGUCAUUUUUUAAGAGUGAAUCUGUUGAGUCUAUGUUGAAAGACUUGAUGCAUUUUGAGUACAUUUAUCGCGGAUUAAAUCUAUUUUAUCUGAUUAAGCAAGCAGGGCAUAAGCACUCAAUGUUAUUUCAA
This is a messenger RNA of Medicago truncatula (barrel medic), 804 nucleotides long. Its product is annotated as NADH dehydrogenase [ubiquinone] 1 alpha subcomplex subunit 2. Gene Ontology annotation, cellular component: respiratory chain complex I. The record is from RefSeq and is a predicted model, not a curated record. The transcript has 4 exons. Lineage: Eukaryota; Viridiplantae; Streptophyta; Magnoliopsida; Fabales; Fabaceae. The coding region runs from base 310 to 603 and encodes 97 amino acids.